Molecule: messenger RNA, 355 nt
Organism: Guyanagaster necrorhizus
Lineage: Eukaryota; Fungi; Basidiomycota; Agaricomycetes; Agaricales; Physalacriaceae
Exons: 1
Coding region: 97-309 (70 amino acids)
Source: RefSeq, a predicted model, not a curated record
CAUGACCGUAGAUCCGCAAGCGUCUCUAAAGGUUAGGCGCAGCAUGUGGAUGCUGUGCUGUGUAAUGAGGGGGCUCAGGAUUUCAUUUGGGUACCCAUGACAACGAAAACGUCUCAUCUUUCUGUCGGAUUAUCAUAUACCCAUUUGAGUAUCAUAGCCUCCAUAUGGUUGAUUUGUUCAUCGAGUAAAGCCUUCUGUCAAACGCUCUGUAAGCUAGAAUAUUCAACACAUCAAACGAUGGCUCCUAACAUAUGUACACGGAGUUUUGAGUCCGAAAGGCACAGCUGCAAAUACUAUACCUGUAACUAGAACUUCGUCAGACAUAUUAUGGAUACCACUUCUCAUGAUUUCUCAG